Messenger RNA from Tetrahymena thermophila SB210, 2052 nucleotides. RefSeq lists its product as hypothetical. Lineage: Eukaryota; Ciliophora; Oligohymenophorea; Hymenostomatida; Tetrahymenidae. The transcript has 2 exons. The record is from RefSeq and is a predicted model, not a curated record.
AGUUUUAGUGCUGAUGAGAGCUGCAAACUUUGCCUAGAAAGCUAAAAUAGUAUAGGAUAGAAUGCUAAUAAUAAUCCUAUUUUAAAUAGCAAAAAGGUACUUAAUAGAAAGAAUGAGUAGAUACAUGGAAAAUUUUAUUCUUAAACACCAUAAAAUAAUAUGUAUGUUAAAUAAUACUCAAGUAGAAUUAACUCAUAGAAUACAUGUCUAAAUUAGAAAUAAUAAAUGUAAGACUUUUUUAGAUAAAAAUAGACCUCUAUAAGUACUCGCACACUAAUAUUAGUAUCUGCUCCUAAUAAUAUUGCUUAAAAUACUUCAAGGAGCAAUACUAAAGAAUCAAUUAAUAUGCAACCACUUAAUAGCAGAGUUCAAAGUUAACAUAAUAGCUUAUUUAGUGGGUAGGAUAAUUAAAAUUUGAGUCUUCGUAACUAAACUAAAUCUCUAAUAACUUAUCCCAAUAGUGGUAAUUACUAUGAAAUGUCAAAGGAAGAAGAAAAUGGUAUAAGAGUAAAUACAUAGCCUGAUAAGGUAUUUGAAAAAUCUAAGAAAAGCAUGGAAUAUUAUAAUUAGUAAUUGCCUUCAAAUUUGUAUCAAAACUUUGAAAAUACACCUAUUAGUUGCAGCACCAAAGAUUGCUAAAAUUAGUCUUUAGAAAUUGACCAAAAUAUAUUUUAAAAAUCUUAAAGAGGAGGUCUACAGAGUUUUGAUAAUUCUGUAUUUAUGGAAUCUGGUAGAAACAAGCCCAAAGAAAUUAUAAGCAACCCAUUUUCUAAUUAAUUAAUAUCAAACACUAUCAACAUUGCUCAAUUAGAAAAAUAGAAUAGCUAAAAUUUAACAUAAUUAAAGUAAGAAUUAAAGCUUAACCAAAAUUUAACUCCUCUUAAAAAUGAGAAUCUUUAAAUUAAGUAAGAAGAUUUUGAUCAUCAUGAACAUAUUUAGCAUAAUGAGAACGAUGGGUUUUCAAAUCAAAUUUAAAGAGGAAACUCAGUUACGAUUAUUAAUAAUUAUAUUGAGAAUAGCAAAGGAGAUUAAUUCAAUGCUGAUACUUAAACUAUUUAAGAUUCAGAAUUAUUUUACAAUCAAAACAUAAAUACAGACGAGAUUAGCAGUAGUGUUGAUGCUUUUAGCAAGCAAGUAGAAUAAAAUUGGAGUAACAAAAGAAAAUUUAAAAUUCCUAUUUCACUUAUUUAAACGCCUACUCAUUAGUUAAAUAUGAAUAAAGAUUUUUAGAACAUAUAUUUCAAUAAGGCUCAACAUACAAUUUAAUCUACAAGGUGUGGAACACCAAUCAAAAAAAGAUAAACUUAGCCAUCUCAAAACAUAUAUAAAUUUUAAUAUAUAAAUGAACAUGUUUAACGUCCAUAAACAUCUGUCUCUAGAUGUCAAAGUUAAACAUGCAGAAAUUAGUCUUUUAUUUUUUAGGCUUAAAAUUCUUAUGAUUAAAGUGAGUUGAAUAGCAUUUAGCUCUUGAAACCGAAACAAUUCGAGCUUCAUACCUCUUCUCACUCAAAAUCUAAACCAAUAUCUUCUGUGUAAUAAAAAUAUAGCUAGGAUGCGAAAAUCCUGAGUAAGAGCUCAAACUUAUUUUAAUACAUAGACAAAAAAUGUAAAGAAACAGAAAUCAACUACCUAGAGGAGAAGGUAAAGCAAGUUUACAGCACAGAUGACAUGAUAUACUAGGAAUAUAUGAAUUAUAUCUAAAGAAUAAGAAAGGAAGGAUAAUAAUAAUCAGAUGUAAACUCACUUUAUAAAUGCAAGAGUUAGGAUUUAAAAUUUAAAAAAUCUCCUAAUUAAACAACUAAUAAAUGUGAAAAAUUUUCAUAAACUAUUGAUUAAGAAAGCUUUGUUGCAUAAAAUAACUAAGUUGAUAAGAUAAAGCAGCGUCCUCUAUCAUCUUUUAAUAGAAUAGGUACUUGUUUUACUCCUCAACAAUAAAAUUUCAGCAGAAGAUAAAUAACAAGAAAAUUGAAAAAAUAUGCUUGUAAAUUUCAGUCAGUUUCUCAGUAAUUCCAAAAGCUAUAAGAAAAUAUUAGCAAAAUUCAAAAUUAAUGA